AUGCCGACAGAGGGUUUGAAGAAACCGCGCGCGAAGCACGCGUGUAGGGAGUGCAACUCGCGACGCAUCCGCUGCAACGUCACCGAGCGCCACCCUUGUUCAAACUGCGAGACAGCGCAGGCGACUUGCGAAGUGAUCCCGUCGCGAAGAGGCCGGUAUUUACGGAAGUCUAAGAGGCAGAAGCAGACGGAAGCAGCCGCAUCGGCGACCCCAGAGCCCGCUGCCCCGGCCGCGUCGUCCGCGCUCACCGCUGAUGUCGCCGCGACGCUUGCUUCGAUGAGUACUGUGUCUCCGUCGCAUGGACUUCCGAGCUCCUCUGGAAUAUCGCAAACCCCUUUUCACGCUGAUACACCUGCUUCGUGUCAUUCCUCUGGAACUACGGGCGGCAGCCGGUUCUUUGGAGAGUCGAAUUUCAUCACUCUUGUUCCUGGAGCAUCAGGACCCGGCAAUGAGGCUGCGACUAGUGAUGGGCUGUUGAAGGGUCGUCUCACCUUUCCAGUGCCGCAGACGCCACAAUCUCAUGGCCUGGCAACUUCACCUGCCAGUGUGCCUUCCAUGAGCUCUGCGACAGAGCGAUAUCUUCGGGAUGAGGGAGCCCUCACCUUCCCCGACAUGCAGAGCUGUCUUCCAGCUUUACAUGCUUACUUCACCUGGUUUCACCCUUGCUUUCCCAUUCUUGAUCGCGCCGAUAUCUCCAGGCGCCUCGUGACGAUGGAUAUUUCGCCGCUCUUGUUGCAAGCAAUGCUUUUCAUCGGUUCGACGUACUGCGACGAGGCAACGAUUCUUGGCAUGGGGUUCAAAGAUCGGUCUGAGGCCAAAAAUCUGACAUACUCUCGCGCGCGUGUUUUGUUUCAUGCCAACUGGGAGAAAGAUGAGUUUACUCUUAUUCAGUCACUGUUUCUAUGCAGCUUCUGGAGGGGUGGACCGGCGGAUUGGAGAGAUGUGAGGUACUGGCUAGGGGCCGUGUUAACGCUCGCGCAGACCCAUGGCCUUCAUCGCUCAACUCGAUUCAUCACGAAGGAUCCCCAUUUCGCUCGGAUGAGACGCAGAGUCUGGUGGUCAAUCUACGUCCGCGAACGGCAAGCGGCUGUGUCACUGGGACUACCUUGUCGAAUCCGUGAUGAGGAUUGUGACAUUGAGCCGCUGACUUCGACUGAUCUGGAGGAUGAUGCUGACGAACAGCGAGCAACUGGGUUCGGUGCACCAGAAUCGGAGCACAUUCAUUAUGCUGUCAAGAUGAUUGACAUCGCUCGUCUUCUCGGGAGAAUCAUGGACACCCACUUUGCGCCUGGUCGGGGACCACCAGCACCGACGGAAGUUCGUGAAUUGAAGCAGCAGCUCGAGGAUUGGAAGCAAAGCCUACCAGAUGAGAUGCGUAGAGGCCCUGAUGAUGGGCAGUCUUCAGUCUUGACCUGCUUAAUCCACCUUGCCUACAAGUGA
Colletotrichum acutatum is the source of this 1440-nucleotide messenger RNA. RefSeq names its product fungal-specific transcription factor domain-containing protein. Gene Ontology annotation, biological process: DNA-templated transcription; regulation of DNA-templated transcription. The transcript has 5 exons. Bases 1 to 1440 code for a protein of 479 amino acids. The record is from RefSeq and is a predicted model, not a curated record. NCBI's taxonomy places the organism in Eukaryota, Fungi, Ascomycota, Sordariomycetes, Glomerellales, Glomerellaceae. Gene Ontology annotation, molecular function: zinc ion binding; DNA binding; DNA-binding transcription factor activity, RNA polymerase II-specific.